This is a messenger RNA of Caenorhabditis elegans, 591 nucleotides long. It is a transcript of the gene Y47D3A.31, whose product is annotated as BAR domain-containing protein. The record is from RefSeq and is marked reviewed. NCBI's taxonomy places the organism in Eukaryota, Metazoa, Nematoda, Chromadorea, Rhabditida, Rhabditidae. The transcript has a single exon. The coding region runs from base 1 to 591 and encodes 196 amino acids.
AUGUUCAGUCGACUAAAGCAAAAAGUGAAAGAAAAGACGGGCAGAAGCAAGGCGACAGUGCUUCCCGCCGAAAUCGACGAGGCGUUGAUCUACUUCAAAUCUCUGAAGCCCCGCGUCCAGGAUCUCUACAAGCACAUGGCAAAUCUGAACGACGUGGCAAAUUGGCAAGUGAAAGCCAACUUUUCAGGCCCACUGGAGAACUAUGCUCUGCUCGGAGAUCGUAUCAACGUGCAACCGUUCAUCAAUUGUGUCGACACGCGGAUGGAGGCAGAAGUCGAGUCGAUGGAUAAGGUGCUGGCGAUUUGUGAGCGGUACAAGGCGUUCACACAGAACGAGAGUAAGCUUCACACAAAUACAAUUGCCAAUUUGAAUAAGACACGUCUCGAUAUGGAUAGUGCUGCGAACAAGUACGCCAGCAACGACACUGACGUCAAUCGGACUCGGUUUGAUGAUGCCACUCGUGAGUUUGAGGUGGCUUGUGAUCGGAUGCGUGAGUUGGCGAUAAGUAUUCAGACAAUUGAGGAGACUCAUUCCAUGUGGCAAGAUGAAUUGAUGCGGGAGAUAAAGGCCGGAAUGAGGAAACCGAAUUGA